UCGCUGUCUCCGCCCCACCAGGCCCCUCCCCCCGGCCGGAGCAGGCCGCCCUCCCUGUCUCUUCCUGCUGCCGCCUGUGUGGGUGAGGUCAGAGGGUCCGGGGCCUGCUCACUGUCCGCCGCUGCCGUGUACCGAGCUCUCCUCCUCCUCCUGCCGCCAUACUCCCCAACCGCCGCCCGCAGCACAGCCCGCACCCAGCCGCCGCCCGCACUGUGAUUAUGCACAAGGAGCACCUGGCCCAGGAUGAGAACAGCAACCCGCGGGAGGGCCCUGUGAGCCGGAGGAAGGACAGGCUGAGCCCCUGCGAGCACGACAUGAACCAGCUCAACCGGAGCCGGCCCAAGCCAGGCACCUGGGAGUCUAACGGAUUUGGGCCGGGCCCAGAAAUCGAGACGUUAGCAGGCCGCACCGAGGAGAGCGUCCCUCUCAGCCCCUCCAACUCUCUUAACCUACGUCACCUGCGAGGCUGUGAGAAGGACCCCUCCGGCCGGCAGCUCCAGCGUUCCCCUUCCUCCCAGUACCAUCCCAACUACUACCCCACACACCACCAUCACUAUCGCACAUCUUAUUCUGGGCACCGCAAAGGCUACUGGGACUAUGAGAGCCAGUACCGGGAUGGCAAACGUAAAGCUUGGGUGCCCAGACCUGGCGGGGGUGCCCACACGCAACGCCCCAGGAACCGUGAGGCCUUAAACUCCACAGAAGGCUCGUGCGCUGAUGUUAGGCCCGAGCAGACUGCAGGAGAGAAAAGCAAAAGUGUGCAAGGUGGAGCUCUUACCCGUCAGCCCUCUCCCCCCACAGAGAAGGAGCCGGCCACAGACAACUGGUUGCUUUUUAAGCCCCUGCCGGUGUUUCCUGUCGACAGCAGUAGCGCAAGAACACAGCCUAAAAUCAGCUACGCCAGCAAGGUGAAAGAAAACCUGGACGCCAGAGGAUUGGUGCCUAGUUCAGCCCUCCGGACCUCCAAUACCCUGCCCAACUGCCUGCUGAAUGCUGCCCAGGCGGAACCCCAUAGUGACGGCUCAUCCCCAACCCCUACACAGCCCGCCGGCUCCCUCUCCUCCUCUUCCUGCUCUUCCCUUUCCUCCACUCCCCCAUCCCCCGUCAGCCAGGAAAACCUGGGCGCCAUUUUCCAGAACGAGUGGGGGCUAUCCUUUAUUAAUGAACCAGGAGCCGGCCAGGCCCCGGCAGAGGCGAGGGAGCCUCAGAGAGAGUCUGGCGGGGGAGUGGAGGGCGGCGGUGGUGGUGGCUGCGCCGAUGUUCCUCCAGUAUCUGCUUUGGUGCGCCUGUCCCAUGGAUUCUUUAUAGAAGGGGCGGAUCCAGAGGAGGUUCAGAUGGACAAUCCUCAAGAUUGGGAAGCCAUGGUCACCUACAGCUUGCAAGAGUGGAAUCGAGUCUGGAACUUACACAAGAAAGAUCCCUCCCGUGUAGUUGUAUAUGCAGAGUCCAUGGAUGGAGAAGGUUAAUCGUACCCUCAGGUGGGGCCGCAGAAGUGAGUCCCCACGAGGCCUGUACCUCCGACACACAAACCCCACUCCCCAUGAAACGGUCCGCAGAGCGGGAAUCAAGACGCGCCACUGAGUUCGUGCCCCAUGAGAGACCACCAUACACCCAGCUUUGCUGUGCCCUCCAUGCAGAAGGGGGUGAAGGUGGCAUUUCUUGGAGAAUUUGGUUUUACAGUUUUCUUUUGUCCCCUCCCUCCAUCCUGUUUUGUUUUUUCUUCUUCUGCCCCAUUGCUGCCCUUUUUGCGCUUUUCUGGCUACUGCUCCAGUGUGAGAGGGCUGAGUCGGGUAAUAGUCCCACAUAAUCCUCGCAGCUGGGGGUCCCUGCGCUGUCGCCAUCCUAAGGCUGCCGAGAGGGGAACUGCUGCUGGCUUGGACUCUCCAGAACCUGCAGAUACAGAAGACACAGCUCUUUCUCUCACCUACUUAGUCCUUUUCCUUGUAAGCCCUUUUUGGUGUUGCCCUUCCUUUAGUGGGAGGCGACAUUCUGCCUCCAGGCUGCGUUGCGGUGCAGAAGUGUACCCGUACGCCGGCAGAUAACGGCGCUGGGCACACUCUGUACCGCUCGGCAUCAGUGUCUCCAGAAUUGUAGAGCAAGAAUCCUGACAGGAAGCGGUUUCCUGUAGAAUUGCGAUGCACCUUCCUUUCAGAUUUUUCUGUAACUUAAUUGAACCCUUAUCACGCUAAAUUGUGGCUGAGGUACCAAACCCAAACUGGCAAUUGGUUACAUGCUGGCCUGGGAUUUAUAUUGUGAUUAAAAUCCGUUUUAUUACC
Molecule: messenger RNA, 2276 nt
Organism: Pseudophryne corroboree (corroboree frog)
Lineage: Eukaryota; Metazoa; Chordata; Amphibia; Anura; Myobatrachidae
Exons: 4
Coding region: 219-1466 (415 amino acids)
Cellular component (GO): nucleoplasm; cytoplasmic stress granule
Molecular function (GO): RNA binding
Source: RefSeq, a predicted model, not a curated record